GUGUGAGGGUGAGGGAGAGGGGGAGAGUGUGUGUGAGUGUGAGGGAGAGGGCAGGGACAGGCAAGGAGAUGAUGAAGCCACGGCUCCUGUUUGCCGUCCAGCAUCUACUGUUGCUGCUGCUGCUGGGCGCAGCGGAGCGAUUGCCGCGGCUGAAGAUCACGCCGACAGACGAGCCGCGGGUGCAGUUCGCAGCUCCGGCCGCGGCCUGGGUCGGACAUCACGACCCCAGCUCAGACUCGCUCUAUGUGGGAGCCACGGGCGGAGUGUGGCUGCUGCGCUUCAGCGGCCACAACGUGUCCAGCACACAGGGUACGGGGGGGAUCCCACUGCCCCUGGAGGAGAGUGUCAAACAGAGGUGCCAGAGUGAGGGGACAGGAAAUCAGGAACUCUGCAAGAACGUGGUGACAGUGAUUGAGAGAUUCAACAGGAGCACCAUCAUGGUGUGUGGCACCCACGCUGGAUCGCCCAAGUGCUGGUUUUUGGCUGUCAAUGGAACGCAGCUGGCACGGGACCAUGAGGGGCGCGAGCUGGUAAAGGAUGGCAGGGAAAUCUCACCUUCAACUCCAAUCCAACGGCCCGUCACCAUCACUGUCGAUGAAGCUGUGUACUCUGCCAUUCCCAGCAGCAGCCAGAGCAGCGGUUCCAUUGAGCUGAGCUACGGGAGGCCAAAGCGCCUGAAGACCGGGGACAGGUGGAUGCAGAGCCCGACCUUCGUGGGAGCUGCUUGGAUGCAGAUGAAGGACAGCAGCAAAGAUGAAGUUUACUUCUUCUUCAGGGAGAGCAACGAGAGCAGUGCGUUAGAUGGAGAACCCUACCGGGCCUACAUCGGACGUGUGUGUAAGGUCGACGAGGGAGUGCUGAAGGCUGCCACUCAGGAGCCAUUCUCAACCUUCCUGAAGGCACGAAUGAUCUGUGGUUUCCCAGCUGAAUCGCGGCUCUUCAAUAAGAUCGAGGAUGCAUUCCUGCUCUCCGUGGAGGAUGAUCCCAGGAGCAGCGUGGUGUACGGAAUCUUCUCCAGCUUGUGGAAUUCCACCGCUGUCUGUGCCUAUUCCCAAGCCGACAUAGAACGGGCGUUCCGGAACUCCAGGCUGAAGGGUUUAACUGCCAACGUGAUCGGGAGCCAUCGGCCAGGAAUGUGUGUCAAAGGAAACGUGCCCAGAAACGUUCUGACAAAUAUCAGGAACUUCCCAGAGAUCGAGGACCCGAUCUAUCCCAUCAAAAGGCACCCCCUCUACGUGAUGAAGCAUAACAACUAUACCAGGGUGACGGCUGACAGAGUGAGGGGGGCCAACCAGCAACUCUACCACGUCCUGUUCCUUGGCACAGGAAACGGGAAGAUCCACAAGGUUCUUCACUACAACGGGAAGUCCUUCAUCAUUUCCGAGCUCAGCCCCUUUAAAUCCCAAGCUCCCGUUUCCACCAUCAUGCUGGAUUCCAGCACGGGCCACCUGUUUGUGGCAACGCCGAUGGAGGCCGCCCGCCUAUCACUGGCCGGCUGUGCUGAGUAUGGCCACACCUGCCCGCAGUGUGUGGCUGCCCGAGACCCCUACUGUGGCUGGGACAGAGCUACACACAAGUGUGUGGCCCUCCCCCAGACCCUCAACACUACCGACAGUGACAUCCUGCAGAAUGUUGAGCAGUUCAACGUCUCCAUUUGUGACUCAGAUGACGUGCUGAGUGGUGAGGAGGUGACGGAGCUGAUGGUGAGUGCCGGGGCCUACCUGUACCUGCCCUGCCCGGUCACAUCCUACCAUGCUGUCUACAGCUGGAAGCAUGAGGAGAGGGAUGGGAUAGCCUGCACCGUCAAGGAUGGCUCGUGCCCGCUGAUGUUUGAUGGGCACAUGCCCGUGAGCGAUGGCUACUUCACCUGCUUCGCCACGGAGGAUGGGCUGGAGGAGCGAGUGGCAACAUACUUUGUGCGGCUGAACUCUGGCAGCAGGCCAGGACAGGGUGGCACCACACUGGCACUGGCACUGGGCAUGGCUGCUCUCUGCUCCAUGCUGUAGGCCAUGCCCACGGUGGAACCACCUUACACUGGAUCUACACGCUCAAACAUGGACACGCUGAGCCGGCGUCCCGUCCAACACGCUAAGCAGUUUGAAUGUAUCAUCUGCAGUGUCUGCAUCACCUGGUCAAUAAUCAUCAUGUUCCCCCCUCUCCCCUGCAUGGACUCCGACAGCACUGUCCCAGCCACAGCCCACUGCUCCACACCC
Messenger RNA from Leucoraja erinaceus (little skate), 2213 nucleotides. Its product is annotated as semaphorin-7A-like. The record is from RefSeq and is a predicted model, not a curated record. Lineage: Eukaryota; Metazoa; Chordata; Chondrichthyes; Rajiformes; Rajidae. Gene Ontology annotation, biological process: negative chemotaxis; negative regulation of axon extension involved in axon guidance; neural crest cell migration. Bases 69 to 2006 code for a protein of 645 amino acids. The transcript has 14 exons. Gene Ontology annotation, molecular function: chemorepellent activity; semaphorin receptor binding.